Messenger RNA from Rhinichthys klamathensis goyatoka, 769 nucleotides. RefSeq names its product nucleic acid binding protein 1b (gene nabp1b). Gene Ontology annotation, biological process: double-strand break repair via homologous recombination; mitotic cell cycle checkpoint signaling; response to ionizing radiation. The transcript has 6 exons. Gene Ontology annotation, cellular component: SOSS complex. The coding region runs from base 5 to 646 and encodes 213 amino acids. The record is from RefSeq and is a predicted model, not a curated record. Gene Ontology annotation, molecular function: DNA binding. Lineage: Eukaryota; Metazoa; Chordata; Actinopteri; Cypriniformes; Leuciscidae.
UAUAAUGGCAAACCCGUUGAACGAAAGUGUGUGUCUGAUUAAAGACCUUAAACCUGGAUUAAAAAAUAUUAAUUUGGUUUUCAUCGUCCUGGAAACUGGUCGAGUGUCUAAGACAAAGGACGGACACGAAGUGCGUUCAUGUAAAGUAGCUGACAGGACCGGAAGUAUCACCAUAUCAGUGUGGGACGAGGUGGGCAGCUUGAUACAAACCGGUGACAUCAUCCGACUCAAUCGAGGAUACGCAUCUCUGUUCAAAGGAUGUCUUACACUGUAUAUUGGGAGAACAGGGGACCUCCAGAAGAUCGGAGAGUUCUGUAUGAUAUUCUCGGAGGUGCCAAAUUUCAGUGAGCCCAACCCAGAGGUUCUGGCUAAAAUCAACCAAAUAAACAACACCCAAGUUAAAACAGAAGCUUAUGGCAGCGCUCCUAGUAUACCGAAUCCCGGACCAGCUGUACCCGCAGCCAACGGCUCUGCUGUGUUUUCACCUGUCCCCCGAGAGACGUCCUUUGGUAAAGGUGGGCGUCAUUUGAACCGCAACCAUUGGAAGAGUGGCACUGCUUCUUCAGUACCAGGUAGAGGUCAGGGCCCAAAACCCAUUGCCACCAUAACUAAUGGACGGGAUCCUCGCAGAGCACUGAAGAGAUGAGAACAAGAAAAUGUUUCAGUAUCUGAGACAAUGCUAUUUUGAAUUUAUUUUUAAAUGCUUUUUUUCAGUCAAUUGAGUUAGUUAAGGGUUAUUUGAUUACUUAUUUUGCAGAACAAAGUUGUG